AUGUCAACAAUAAUCAUUAAUGAAGAUUAUGAUUCUGAUUUUGAGAUCUUUGAAUAAAGAAAUCAAUAAAGUAUAAACAUUAUAUAUUUUAGUUUAACAAUUAAAAGAAUAGUAAUUACAUUUUAAAGAAUAAUUGCUCUCUCAUAUUUAAAAUAAAGAAUAUGAUUGUAACUUAAUAUCUCCAACACCAUAUCCAAUGGAUCAGACUAUUAAAGAAAAGAAUUAAAAUAUUGAUAAACUUCUAUAAUUAAAUAAAAGUCAUGAUUUAGCAAGUGAUCGUUCAUAACCUUCAUCAAUUAAUUGUUUUACAACUAAAACUAGUAAGACAAAUUUAAAAGGAAACUAUUUGUUUAAAUAAAGUUAUUUACCUAAAACUCCAUCAACUAAAGCAGUGAAUGGGAUAACCACAAAAUCUAAUUGCAAUAAAAAUCAAAAAAAUUUCAAUAAAUAAAAAUCUCCUUCUAAUUUUUCUACUUGUGAACAAAAAUCAGCAAGAACUCCAGAACAACCUAAAAAUUAUAUUGGCAUAUUAUCACCUUCUCCUUAUAACUCAUAUCUAAAGAAAGAUUAUGAAAGCAAAUCAAAAUAAUAUAAUUUAUCUUCUUUCAUUCAUAAAUCAACUCAAAUAGAUAAAAAGACUUAACCUCAUUAGAUUAUGAAAACAGAAGAAAAUGAUAAAAGCAAAAAAUUGAAAGAAAAGAAGUUGGAAAAUAAGAUUCCCGCUCAAAAAUCAAAUAAGGGAUUUGAUUAAUGGUAUGAUUCAUAAAAGAAAUGGUAAUACUGUAUAUAUUAUGUUAGGUUGAAACAAACUGAGGAAAAAAUAUUCAAAUAAAAAUUGUAAAUGGAAUAGGAAUAAAGUGAGUAAGAACAAUUUAGUUAUUCUCCUGAAAUUCAAGAUGGUUCUAGAUUUAUAGUAUAGAAGAAAUACAAUAAUUCUAGUUUAUUAGAAAGACAGAAAUUCUAUCAAGAUGAAUUACAAUUCAAAUAAUUUUAAAAGAAAUUAAGAGAAGAGGAAGAUAAGAAAAUUAAUUAAAUUAGAAUAAGUCCAUUAUCAAGAAAAAUACUUAUGAGUGCAUCCCCUAAAUCUAAUAGUUCUUUUACAAUUUGCAACUCAUCCAAUUAAAAUUAUUCAACGAUAAUAAAAAAAUGA
Molecule: messenger RNA, 1150 nt
Organism: Paramecium pentaurelia
Lineage: Eukaryota; Ciliophora; Oligohymenophorea; Peniculida; Parameciidae
Source: the annotation of a GenBank genome assembly